This is a messenger RNA of Urocitellus parryii (Arctic ground squirrel), 319 nucleotides long. It is a transcript of the gene Fam240b, whose product is annotated as family with sequence similarity 240 member B. Lineage: Eukaryota; Metazoa; Chordata; Mammalia; Rodentia; Sciuridae. The record is from RefSeq and is a predicted model, not a curated record.
GCCUUCUCAAACCAGAGCCGGGACACUUGCCCUCCUCCGCACCUCGCAGGAGAUCAGUCACCUGCAAAUUCGUCUUUGAGGGAUGAACAAUCAAUACGUGCGCCGGGAAGUCUUCUGCUGUGAAACCUGCAGAGAGCUCAAGAGCUUCUGGGAAAAGGAAAUUAGCAAACAGACUUGCUACCGAGAACUGGAGGAGCAUCGCCAGGGACGGAGCGCCCUGAGAAAGCUCCGGGAAGAAUGGAAGCAGAGGCUGGAGCAGAGGCUGAGGAUGCUGGACCGUCCUGACGAGAAGGAAAAGCAGGCUGGCCCUGUGCACUGA